Rotaria socialis is the source of this 420-nucleotide messenger RNA. The record is from the annotation of a GenBank genome assembly. NCBI's taxonomy places the organism in Eukaryota, Metazoa, Rotifera, Eurotatoria, Philodinida, Philodinidae.
AUGAAUAUUUUAUUCAUAGGUAUACUUGAAUUUAAUCCUCAAUUAGCCGGUCAAGAUAUAACUCCAGCUAAUCUUGAAUUCGAUUCAAUAGCAUCUCGUCGUCGUGAUCGUCGAGGAAAAUCUUUUAGUGGUGCAUCUGCACUACCAGGUAAUCAAGUUCCAUAUUAUUCUCAUCAGCCAUCAUUAUUUACAACAGUUAAUGAUGAAUUAACUCCGUUGGCCCGUGACACUCAAUCACUUGAUCCAUAUCAAUCAAGUGUUGAAUAUCGUUUACAAGAAUUAACUAAACGGUUAUCUACCUUGGAAACAAAAUUAUCAGAAGAUGUAUCUACUGUUCUUUUAAUACUUCGACACCAAUUUCCAGCAAAUAAUUUAUCAACGUCUUUAUCAUCAACUGAUCUGUUAAAAAAUAAUGCAUAA